Penicillium cosmopolitanum is the source of this 315-nucleotide messenger RNA. RefSeq lists its product as uncharacterized. NCBI's taxonomy places the organism in Eukaryota, Fungi, Ascomycota, Eurotiomycetes, Eurotiales, Aspergillaceae. The record is from RefSeq and is a predicted model, not a curated record. The transcript has a single exon. The coding region runs from base 1 to 315 and encodes 104 amino acids.
AUGUUUAGACCGCCUCACCUCGGCGAAGCGAGCAUAAGGCCCAUCGACUUUAACCGCACCUCCCGUCGCAUGCUCCAGGACAUGCGCGAGAAGACCUGGGGCUGGGUUGUCUACCGCACAACCUAUCGCUCCGACCCCGCAUUCCGCAAAGCAAUCGAAAUCCUCACUUCCUGGAUUGAGCGGGGAGUCUACAAAGAUCUCCCCGAGUGCGGCUUGGAAAACCCGGAUCCCACGCCCAAUGAUCAGCCCUGGGCGCGACACCAGCUAACUGUGAUCGAGGAGCCAGCUACGCUGGACGGGUGCGGGGUCAUUUGA